Molecule: messenger RNA, 1940 nt
Organism: Pectinophora gossypiella (pink bollworm)
Lineage: Eukaryota; Metazoa; Arthropoda; Insecta; Lepidoptera; Gelechiidae
Exons: 2
Coding region: 177-902 (241 amino acids)
Biological process (GO): DNA integration
Molecular function (GO): nucleic acid binding
Source: RefSeq, a predicted model, not a curated record
AGAAAUCACAUAAGUUAUAUGAGUGUGCCUUAUUUAAACUCUCUUCUGACAAAGACAAGAGUGAAUUGAUAAAGAAGAACAACCUGUGUGUGCUUUGCCUUAAUUCACAUCGUGGGAAAUGUACACUGCGCAUAAAAUGCUCUGCAUGCCAGGGCAGGCAUAACACGCUUCUGCACAUGGUGCAAACUAAACUGACCGGGGCCAGCAAUACUGCUGCUACAAUGCCUACUAACACCGAUAAUAGUGCUGUGGUGAUGUCGAGCACCUCCCAAGCGAGAGGCGUGGUGCUGCCUACUGCAGUGGUACGUCUAAUCGACAAAAAUGGGAAAUUUAUUCAUGCACGAGCUUUAUUAGAUACAGGCAGUCAAGUGUCUUUUGUCUCUGAAAGGUUAGCCAGUAAAAUUGACUGUAAUAUAUCCCCAACUAACCAGAUUAUUACUGGGGUCAUUCAAGGCACUAACAUCAUGCAUAAAAAAGCAGAUAUUUCUGUUUAUUCGUCUAUAAACGAUUUUAAAUUAAAUGUGUCAUGCCUUGUAACAAAAAACAUUACUUGUGAAUUGCCACAACAGAGUUUUGACAUAAAGGGAUUCAAUAUACCAUCUCAUGCCCGCCUUGCCGACAAAAGCUUCAAUAAAACUGGGGAGAUAUUGUUGCUUCUAGGAGCCGACGUAUUUUUCCAGGUUCUCCAACGCGAGUCGCUGCCGCUAACACCAACGGGGCCCUUCCUGGUUAACACGAGAUUCGGUUAUGUUGUCGCAGGCAGCCUGCCUGUGUCUGCAGGCCAGGUAUCCUCGUCAAACUUUUGUGUAACAGUUCAAGACUUAAGGCCGAAUCUUCCAGUCAACUCAUGGGAUCUCUACCGCUUGAUCGUGUUAACGUUACUCGUCCAUUCCAAAUUGUAGGCACCGAUUAUGCCGGGCCUUUCAAUGUAAAGCAAACUAGAAUAAGAAAUCCUGUCAUAACAAAAGCCUAUGUAGUGAUUUUUAUAUGCUUUAUUACAAAAGCUAUUCACAUUGAAUUAGCGUCGGAUAUGACAACUAAUACACUUUUGUCAUGUUUUAAAAGAUUUAUAAGUCGUAGAAAUAAGCCUACGAAAGUAUAUUGUGACAAUGGAAGUUACUACAAAGGUGCAGAUAAUGUACUAAGGGAAUUGUAUAAUCAACUGAAUUCCACAGGACACCAAAACAAGGUAUUAGAAUAUGGUACCUCUGAAAGGAUUACAUUCAAUUUUAUUCCUUCUUAUAGCCCAGUAUUUGGUGGUCUGUGGGAGGCAGGAGUUAAAAGCGUUAAAUACCACAUGAAACGUGUAAUUGGAAAUGCGGUACUCACUUUUGAGGAAUUGUACACGGUGCUUGUACAAAUCGAAAGUAUCUUAAAUUCUCGCCCAUUGACGCCCUUGUCAAGGGACUGUAAUGACAUGACUUACCUUACACCUGCACACUUCCUCACUGGUGCUCCGUUCACCUCAUAUCCAGAAUUAAAUUUAAUGGAUGUAAAUGUAGGAAAGCUUAGCUUUUGGCGUCAGUGUACGCAAAUGCAACAGACGUUUUGGCGUCAGUGGCAUAAACAAUAUUUAGUUAUGUUACAGAGCCGUCCUAAAUGGCAAAAUCAACAGCCAAACUUGCAGAAAGGUACUAUGGUACUACUGAGGUCUGAUUCUAUAUCACCGUUAAGUUGGCCUGUUGGACGAAUUGUAAAUGUCAUACCGGGGAGGGAUAACUUAGUUAGAGCUUUAGAUGUAAAAACAGCUAAGGGUUUCAUUGUUAGAACUAGUGUAAUGAAAGUUUCGCCAUUACCUAUAGAUUAUAAUUAAAUUUAUUGUUUAAGCAUUGUAUUUAAAAAAUGUUUCUGGUACUAUACCUAUCUUGUGGCUGUGCCCAAUAUGUUUAUGACCAAGUCAACCAUAAAUAUUUUUUAUACUAUAAUAGUUUUUUGGAUUG